AUGACUUCUGAUAUUUCACCGUUUUCCGCCCUACCUACUGAGCUUAUCAUAAAGGUCCUUAUGGAAUUACCCGACCUUCACUCUAUCCAUUCAUUAAGUAGGGCCUCCAGACGCGUGUAUGAGAUUUAUCAAGAUCCGCAAUUGCAAUUGCAGAUAAUAAGAUCAUUGAUACUCCAAGCCGGCGACUUCAGUGCUGAAGCAAAUCUAUACAGUCUCCUUCAGACACUCAAAUAUAUCAUCAAAGAAAAGAUGGAUGGAUGGAAGCCAUUCGCAGAAAAUGGGUACGAGCAGCUGCUCAUUCCAUUUGCAAGGGUUUUGGCAUGGUCAUAUGCCUCCAACAAACGCAAACCUGAAGCUGUUCGUCUUCUCAAAAAGAUUAUAAAUCAGGAGGAGCCAUUCAAUUCGAGGGAUAGUCUGCCAAAAAGCUCCUUGACUUUUCUACCGCUCAGAAUGCUAUUACAUCGGUUACGUCCGAAAACCCAGCCCCCUUCUAUGACACAAUUGGAAAGGCUCCGAGAAGAUGUACCAGUCACUGAGGUCCGGCCGGGGAGUGUCAAAUGGGAUGUGAUCUCUGAAGAAUCCCGACAAACUGCUCUGUCACAAAAGGAAAUCAUCUUCAAAAAGGACCUGAUUAUGAUCAAAUGUAGUCCAAGGAGAUCAACUCUUACUGCACCUACCAUAUAUUCCAUGAGAUACCGCUGGGUGUCAGUUUGUGAGCAUAGGACCGACUCAGCAUCGGUAACGGCUCAAACAUCUAUAGUAUCCAUUGGUCGGCGCUUAGCAUUGAUGAGCUCAGCCAAUGGAUUGCUAUUUUUGACAAUCGACUUUGUCACAUUACUUAGUUAAUGCUCACAGCAGGGAACCAUUGGUUGAUUAUUGACCCACCAAUGUCUCAGAUCUCUUAGAGAACCGAGUCACUGAUAAAUAAUGCCGCCUUACCAGACCACGAUAUUUACUUCAUGCGUUGACAGCGAUUUAGCAUCAGAUCCGCUUACUAGCUUCAUGCUUCAUUGUCUAUUUGAUAAUGGAUCUUUCUCAACCGCAGACUGAAGAGGAUGUCUCUUCCAAUAAAGUUAAUAGAGUCGGAAAAAAAAAACGCGAUCGUGAGGAAGAAGCGGCUUACAUCAUAAACGACUUGAAAUCUGGAAAGUUCAUCCUUCUUCUCCAAGAAACUCCCAGAGUCAAAAUGAGCCAUUGCCAAGCAUGGCGUUGUAUGCCACGUAAACGAACUGGGAAGCCGGUUAUCAAGUCCCAUUAUCGUUUCAUGCUUAAGGAUAUCUCAGUGUCCUCAAAGCCAAAAGGUGAAUACUAUCACGUCACAUGUCUUGAGCGUCUUCUGCCCGAUUUAUCUGCUCUAGUCCGAGAUGGCCACUUGAAGAUGGAUGGCUGUAUUUCCGCACCGUUGACAGCAAAGUGUGCCUUGAAUCAUCCGCGGAAAUGAUUGCAGACUGGUUCAAGUAUGGGGGUCGUACAUUUGACCUUGGAUGCUAUGAAAAUUUCAAGAAGGACCAUCGUGAAUGGGAUGAAGAUUGGAGUGUACACUGUACGGUGGAUCAACCAUCAGCUGGGCCAUGGAGAACAGCCAGACAAUACAUGCAACUACUGUCAGUCUCUACCAAACCCAGAAGAACCGAAAAAAUCGGACUACUUUCCAGAAGAGCCUCCUGUGAUUUCAUUAAGUCGGUUGUUGGCGUCGGUGAGCGGACAACCACAUAUUGACAAAUGGUGGCGCUGGAGAAAGCGGCCAUAGAAA
Talaromyces stipitatus ATCC 10500 is the source of this 1753-nucleotide messenger RNA. RefSeq lists its product as uncharacterized. The transcript has 3 exons. Lineage: Eukaryota; Fungi; Ascomycota; Eurotiomycetes; Eurotiales; Trichocomaceae. Gene Ontology annotation, molecular function: protein binding. Bases 1 to 846 code for a protein of 281 amino acids. The record is from RefSeq and is a predicted model, not a curated record.